Photinus pyralis (common eastern firefly) is the source of this 2628-nucleotide messenger RNA. RefSeq lists its product as uncharacterized. The coding region runs from base 37 to 1140 and encodes 367 amino acids. The transcript has 3 exons. The record is from RefSeq and is a predicted model, not a curated record. Lineage: Eukaryota; Metazoa; Arthropoda; Insecta; Coleoptera; Lampyridae.
AUAAGUUCGUUACCGCUUUGUUUUUGUUUUUUAGAAAUGGAAGAGAGAAGCUUUAGCUCGUCAGAUAAUGACGAGGCGUUAUCCGUUUUAGAUCGUCUGAAACGUUUGGAAAGACGGGAGAGAAAAUGGCGUAGAAAACGUUCUAAGCGUAAACAUCGCCGCAAUUCUCGAUCUCCGUCGACUCCGGACGAGAUCCGAUUUCGUCGUUCUCGGUCGAGGUCUCGCCACUCACAUACUCUGCAGGACCGGACUCGCAGAAGUUCGGCCUCAGAUAAUGAAAGUUUUCUUCACUCUGAGAUUGAUCUGCACGUUGAUCAGACCCCAGGAGGUUUAACAACGGAGGAGAAUAAAGAGAACUCACCGACUUUGGUUAUUGAUAAUGACGUCGUUUUGGAUGAGGAUGUCUUAAAUAUUAUUGGCGAAGAUCCCGAAAAAGUUAAAAGUAAUACUAUUACUUUAAAUACAGCUAUUUGUUCCAGAUGGAACAAUUUUUUGCUCAAUGGGGUACCAGAAAACGAUUUAGCUUCUAUAAAAAGGAAGUAUAAUUUAAACAGUAAUCUGGAGUUAACCCUUCCGACAAUCAACCAAGAAUUGUCGCAAGUGACUAAUUUAACAGUCCGGAAAAAAGACAGCUGCUAUACUGAUAUUCAGUUACAGAUAGCUCAGGGUCUUAAUGCUUUAGGGUUGAGCAUUUCAAAUAUUUUAAAUGAUCCAGACGGUUUAUCGAAAGAGGUAAAAGAAAGUUUACUUUUACCUUUGUGGGAUGCAGGCAAAAUUUUUACUGACCUCUUCUAUACUUUAACCAAAACAAGGCGCAACUUACUGCUUCCGAUCCUCAACAAAUAUAUGCGAGAUUUAGCAGAAGGAACCACUGCCGAUAGAUCCUUAUUUGGGUCAAAUUUCGGAGAGUUGGUUAAAACAGCAAAAGUGCUCGAAAGAACGAGCAAAGAUCUGCUACCUCAUUCUUCGAACAAACCAAGGUUUAAAAGUCUUGUACCCAAGGGACGUGAGGGACGACAGAGGGGUCAGUUUACAAAAUUCACUCCCUCGACGGAGAUGGGAAACAGACAUCGCCCGGCCCGAUACAGAAGGGAAUCGAGGUCAGUCCAAGGGCGCCCUUACAAAAAUUUUCGGAAUUAAUUAACUCUAAUGAAAACCAGGGAAACCCGACCUCUUCCGAGGAACCUUACCCUGGUAGCAGUGCGUUUAUCAGGGAAGCGUUAAAGAGACGAGGAGUACCGGAUUGCGCUUUGGAGGUAAUGAUUCAUUCGAUAUCCCGAUCAACGGAAGCGCAAUAUAACACUACUUACAAGAUGUGGUGAAAGUUUUGUCAACUCACAGGAAGUUCCUUGUUCUCUUCGGGACCGAAAGAAGUAAUUAAAUUCCUACACACUAUUUUAACAAGAAAAUCCUGCGGUUACGGAUCAUUUAAUAGCCACAGAUCUGCACUUUCUCUUAUUCUACCAGGAAAUGUUGGAGAGGAUAUUCUACUGAAGCGUUACCUUAGAGGCAUAGCAAAUACUAGACCACCGAAGCCAAAGUACACCAACACAUGAAACCCACAUCCAGUUUUGAAUUUUCUCUCGAAUUGGUUCCCAAACGAGAAUCUCACUUUGAAACAAUUAUCCUUAAAAUUAUUAAUGUUACUUUUAUUAACUACUGGACAAAGGUUAAAUGCAAUUGCUCUAAUCAGAAUUGAGAACAUUCGGGAAUCCCCAUCAGGAUUCCAAAUUUUUAUUUCUGAUAAAGUGAAAACUACAAGGGUAGGGAAACCUCAACCCUACCUUCAAGCCUUCUACUUUAAGGAUUUACCAGCGUUAUGUGUAGGUAGUACGUUGAAAAUUUUUCUUCAGCGUACUGCCCCCCUUAGAAAAAACAAAUCCUUCUUAUUCUUAUCUAUUAGAAGACCACAUGGGAUAGCUUCAAAGCAAACUUUGAGUAGGUGGGUGAAAAUGGUCCUACAAGAUUCGGGAAUUCCAACGGACCUAUUUAAGCCUCAUUCUACACGCCACGCGGCUACUUCGGUCGCCUUUAGGCAAGGAGUCUCGGUGGACGGCAUUUUUCAAUCGGCUGGUUGGGGAGAAGAAUUAUUUUGUUAUUAAAUGCAACUUCAAUGAAUGCUUUAAACAUCUACCUAGUAAGUGAUAUAAAAGGACUGAAGUGAAAUAAAAUUAUACAAUCAAACGAACUUACCUUAGUGAAGUUCGAUCGUAAUUUUAUGAAUCUUCAGUCCGAGAUAUCACUUCCCACCCACCCAUGUGAACCUGUUCGGUUCCCCUUCGAAGUUGCAAGGGCUUACUUUAAAGAAAUGAAUAUGUUCCGUCACGGGCCAACGGUGGGAAUACGGGGAGAGGUUUUUCUUCUUUUAGUUAUUUUUAGCUUUAAAAUUGCGGUACGUAGCAGCGCCAGGGGCGUACUACCUAGUAAGUGAUAUCUCGGACUGAAGAUUCAUAAAAUUACGAUCGAACUUCACUAAGGUAAGUUCGUUUGAUCGUAUAAUUUUUGAUUAUUAAAAUGUAAAUCUUUAAAAAAACACCCCGCAUAGUAAUUAAUGCAAAAUAACGUUUUUUGGCAGAUAACUUGCACGUUAAGUUUGACGUUUGUUAUACAUCACAGGGCCGAAUACCC